GCCCAGGCCUGGGCCACUCUAAAGGCCACUGGAGAGCUUGUGGUUGGGGCAGAGCUGAGCUGCCUGUCCAGCUAGUUCUCCUUUGCUUGUUGACCUCUCCACUCUCCCACUGAGUUCCCUUCCCACUGAGGUGGUGCUGCUCAGUCUACCUUCCAUUUCUUUCAACUACCUGCUCUGAGCUUUGGGUGAGAAUUCCACAGUGCGGUCUUCAGAUCCCCAACUGUCUCCUCAAACUGUAUGCACAUGACAACACAUCAAUUGUGUUCUCCUCAAUCCUUCUGUUUUUCAUUUCCAGGAUUUUUAUAUUAUUUCUCGUUCAUAUUUGCCUGUUCUUGUUUUGGUUCUGCCAAUAAUUCUCAUUCUUGUUUAUGGAUACUACUCCUUUAUCUCUUUGAAGAUCCUAAAUGUCUUUGAAAAUUAUUAGAUUACUAUAUUAUCUUCAUCUCUGGAAUGAAUUAAUCUCUAUAUUGAGGUCUUGGAAGUGGGGAGUGACCUGCACACCUGGGUAGUAGCCAGCUCUCAGGACAGUCUCCUGGGACAACUCUGCCUUAAGGCCCCCCACUGUGGGCUCAGGGCCUGUUGGGGUCAGGCUCAGCAGCAGGUGGCACAAAGCUCCCUGUGCUGUAGCAGCUGGGAUGCUGCCUGGCACAGAGUAGGUACUUGGAAACAUCUGCUGUGAGAAAGUAGUGGAGGAUUCUCAGGCUGGGAUUCUGGAACCCAGGAACAGGCCCAGUGUGGCUGCAACAGGCACAAGGCGCUAGGCUGGCCUUGGUACAUUGCCCUUAGCUGCACUCAGGAGCAGGUGUGCAGGGUCCUGCCUGGAAGUUGGCGGGCACUUCUAUCCACCGGGCUCUGGGGGGUACAGCCACCAUGUGGGCAUGUGUACAGAAAGCCUUGCUAGUCUGAUGUACAAGGAGCCAGGAAAUGUGCGGGUUUGAUUAAAUGGAGUUUUAAUUAAAUUGGCCAGACUGGUGAGGGUAAGGAGAAAGGCGGGAAGCAGCAGCAGUUUUGAGUCUAACUGCUGGGGAAUCCUGUGGGUUUGUCCUUUUGAGGCUUAUCAUGCACCUUCCCCAGCAUGUAACUCUGAUCUGUAUGGGAUGGCUUCUGCCCUCUGCCCUGUCCCCAAUAAGGGACAAUCACAAGGAAAUAUUACAUUAUUAAUAUUUCAUUUCCCCUCUUGGCUAGCAACAGAUGACUCAAGGAUUAAUUAGAGCCAACAGAGAGGAACAGGAAAUUGCCAGAUCCUGGCCCCGCCCCCAGCCCCCUCCUCCUGGGCCUCCAACCUUCCUGUCACUCUUGCUCUAGGAGGCCUCUGAAGGGAGGAAAGCAGAGAGGGGCCAGGAGGCCCUAGGAAAUCUUGCUGCUGCUGUUUUUCAUGGGCAUUCCCCCAGCUCUGUUCCACCCUUUUAUGCUCAUGGUAAAGCUGGGAGGGCAUUAGCCUCUUUGAGCCUUAGCUUCCUCAUCUGUAGAGUGAAGUUCAUGGGGCCAGCCAGUGAGAACACAGAUGACCCACAGACCUCUGCACCCUCAUUUCCUGAGCUCCCAAGCAGGCCGUGGAAACUAUUGUAGAGGGUCUGGAGUGGAGUCCAGGCAGGUGGGCCCUGGGAGAGCACAGGGCUUGGUGGCUCAGUGGUGGCUGGAGCCUUGUUUUCCCCAGCUGACUGUGUACGUUGAUUCCCAGUUCCUGUCAGUGACUCAUUAGUACCUUAAAACAGGCCAUCAUGGGAGCAUUUUACUACAAAACUCUGGCAAAGGCCCCAAGUUAGGGCACCCCCAACCCUGGGCUGAUUUGCGGUCUGACAGCUGGGAAGCUUCAACCUCCUCCCAGCUACCUCCGUGCCCUGCUCACCCCGCGGUGCCCUGGGCUCCACUGAUGUGCUCUGCUUGGGGCUGGGAGAUUCUAGUCUGGCAGAUAACCAGGUUGCCUGUGUGGCCAGGCAAGCUUCAACCCGGGAUGUGCUGGUAGCUGCUGGAGGGCCUGCAGGAAAGCUGUAGAAGGCUGAUGGGGAGCCCAGUGUGCAGGGAGGCAGCCUUCCAGACCCAGCUGGCAGGGGUGUGUCUGGCUCCUUGCAGGGCUGACCUGGGCUGGAGGGUCUGUUGUAUCCAGUGAGACUGGGAAGGUACCCAAGGCUUGCCAGACAGUAGGAAGGUGCCUUCAGCUUAGUCAGGAAGGGUGCUGGUACCAGGUGCUGUGAGGCCUGAGAGCCCACAGUACAGAAGGUGAUGGGGAAGCCCCAAGGAUUUAGGGGUCCCGAGUCUGCCAGGAGAACCUCACCAAACAGAGGGCUUGGGUUAGGGUCCCCAAACACCCUUCUAUGCUGGGCAUACCAGCCCACAUGGAGUCAGCCCAACAUCCAGGGCAGAUGCUAAUGAUGUGACCCCAUCAGUAGGGCUCCAGGCAGUGGGGCCAGACAGCCCACGUUCAGCUCCACAAAAACGUGGUACUUAUCUGGGUCAGGUGGAUCACUGGUGGCCCCACCUUAUCUGACCCUGGGAAGCACCCUCUGAAUCUGGAUGAUGGCCUAGGGCCAGGUCAGGUUUCUAGCCUGGGCUGGUUGGACUGGGAGAGGCUGUGUCUCUGUCAAUGCAGAUUCCCCAGGAGAGGCUGAGGCCAGGGUAAGAAGGAUGGCAGGGGGUUGUCCGGAGGCCAGGAAGGUGGAUGGGUGGCUCACUGGUGGUAGGAGGCAGGGUCCCUGGGGCUUGCUGGGCCUGACUGGACAGUGGCCCGCUGCUGGUGGUGCUGAACCUGGGAGGCCCCCAGAUGGGAGGCAGCUCUGGGGCUGUCACUUCACUCCUGCAGAACAAGGACGAGACACUGGACACAUAGCCUCUGCAGUCAGGGUGCCCCUGGUGAAUGCUACUCUGGGCUGCAGGCCGGGAACACCAAGGGACACUGUGUGGCCAGAGUUGGCACCAGGAGACUUGGUCUGCCCUACCUCCGCCAGUGACAUGCUUUGUAAGUAGCUGGCUGGCAAAUGCCCUGUGCACAGCAGGGGCUCGGUGGGACUUGUCCAUGGCCCCUUGGAGGCAGGCUCCUGCCAGGCCUGGGAGAAGACGUGGGCUGCAGGAACCCCUUGGGUUCUCAGGAGCUCGGCCUCCUCUUCUCUUUCCGGCUUCCUGGGGCUGGGCACUCCCCUCCAAGCCUCCCAGUGGGCAUGGGGGACGCCUCUCUGUUGUACCUCUCCGUGCCCACCCAGCUCCUGCCACCUGAGGUAGAUCGGAGUUAGAAGGAAACUUGGGGUCAUUUAUUGCAGCUCUAAAUCACCUCCUGGACAGGGUGGGGGGAGCCUGGCCCUUGGAAUACAGGCAGGGACAAUAAGCAAACUUCUCCCAAGGUUGCCAGUCCUCUUGAUCCCUCGUAUCCUGGAAGAGAGAGGGGGGAUGCAACCCCGAGCCCACACGUGGGCCUGAAAGGCAGCUUCAGGCUUUUUGUUCCCAGGCAGGCGGCAGCCACUAUCCAUGUGCACCUGGACCAUGAAAGCCCAGGACUGCAGGAGGGGGUGGAUUUGGCAUGAAGGACACUGCUGGGCAGCACACGUACCACAGGAACUCUGAAGCUAAGCUGAGCCAAGAUGCCGCCAGAGCCCCUGGAGAGGGCCUGGUUUCUGAAGACUCGGAGUUGGCUGUGAAAAGCCCUUGGGGGGCCCCCCCAACGGCAGGGACGCUCCUGGCUCCUGUGAAGGGGCUCAGGGCCUGGGCAGGCCAGCUGUGCUGCAGCUAUGGACCGUGAGCUGGCCUGGCCUGCGUCCUUGCUGACCCUGCCCAUCUGCAGCUGUGCCCAACAUGGGCUCCUCGGUGUACAUCAUGGUGGAGCUGGCCAUUGCCGUGCUGGCCAUCCUGGGCAACGUGCUGGUGUGCUGGGCUGUGUGGCUGAACAGCAAUCUGCAGAACGUCACCAACUACUUUGUGGUAUCCCUGGCGGCAGCCGACAUCGCCGUGGGGGUCCUUGCCAUCCCUUUUGCCAUAACCAUCAGCACGGGGUUCUGUGCCGCCUGCCACAGCUGCCUCUUCUUCGCCUGCUUCGUGCUAGUCCUCACGCAGAGUUCCAUCUUCAGCCUCCUGGCCAUCGCCAUUGACCGCUACAUCGCCAUCCGCAUCCCACUCCGGUACAAUGGCUUGGUGACAGGCACGAGGGCCAAGGGCAUCAUUGCAGUCUGCUGGGUGCUAUCGUUUGCCAUCGGCCUGACUCCCAUGCUAGGCUGGAACAACUGCAGUCAGCAGGAGGGCAGAAACCACUCGCAGGGCUGCAGGGUGGGCCAGGUGGCCUGUCUCUUUGAGGACGUGGUCCCCAUGAACUACAUGGUGUACUACAACUUCUUUGCUUGUGUCCUGGUGCCCCUGCUGCUCAUGCUGGGUGUCUACUUGCGGAUCUUCCUGGCAGCCCGGCGACAGCUGAAGCAGAUGGAGAGCCAGCCUCUGCCGGGGGAGCGAGCCCGGUCCACGCUGCAGAAGGAGGUCCACGCUGCCAAGUCACUGGCCAUCAUUGUGGGGCUCUUCGCCCUCUGCUGGCUGCCCCUGCACAUCAUCAACUGCUUCACUUUCUUCUGUCCCAAGUGCAGCCACGCCCCACCCUGGCUCAUGUACCUGACCAUCAUCCUCUCCCACACCAAUUCCGUGGUGAAUCCCUUCAUCUAUGCCUACCGCAUCCGCGAGUUCCGCCAGACCUUCCGCAAGAUCAUUCGCAGCCACAUCCUGAGGCAGCGGGAGCCCUUCAAAGCAGGUGGCACCAGUGCCCGGGCCCUGGCAGCUCACAGUAGCGACGCGGAGCAGAUCAGCCUCCGCCUCAAUGGCCACCCUCCCGGGGUGUGGGCCAACGGCAGUGCCCCCCAGCCUGAGCGGCGACCCAAUGGCUACACCCUGGGGCUGUUGAGUGGAGGGAGUGCCCAUGAGUCCCACCGGGACAUGGGCCUCCCAGACGUGGAGCUCCUCAGACAGGAGCUCAAGGGAGAGUGCCCAGAGUCCCUGGGCCUCGAGGGUCCCCAAGCCCAGGAUGGAGCAGGAGUGUCCUGAUGAACCACUGAGUCUGCCCCUUCCUAAGGGAAGGAAAUCUUUCUCUUCCUGGUUGGUGGAACCAGUCACGUUGAGAGAAGAGUGCAUGUGCCGGAGACCCUUCUCAUAGCCGGUUUCCACUUUGGACUGAGGAGGGAGCCCCGGCUGGAGCAGCAUGAGGCCCAGAAGGAAGGGUUUGGAGUCCGAGGAAGUGGAUGUUUCAUGCUGGGAGGCCCUGCAUCAGGCCAGAGCCCCAGCACGAGAGCAUCUUGGCUGGCGAGGGCUGGUCCCCAACUCCAGAAGCACCUAGAAGUGCCACCUUCUCUCCGCAGAGCAGCUGUGGCAGAGCAGGUUGGCUGGCCUGAGGCUGGGGAGUGGUUCCAAAAGGCCCCCCUGCCACACACACACCACCCUCCCCAGACUUUCCAAGGAUUCAGGAGCUAUUGUGCUCAGAGGUGGCGUUUGACUAUUUUUUCCAGGAGAAAAUGUAAGUGUGAGGAAACCCUUUUAAUCUUCCCUCCCUGGUUGCUGGCUCUGUUUCAGCCCUGCUGCUAACCUGGCACCAGGAGUUGGCCCAGGGAGACCCAGGCAGCCCUCUCCCGCUGCCAUGAGCUGUCAUGCACGUCUCCUUCGAGGACAGCGAGUUGUAAUGGAGCCGUGCCAGAGCGUGGGCGCAGGGGAGGAUGCCGGGGCUGGCCAGCAUGGGUUAGCCUGGGGAGCUCAGAGCUGCCCAGGUAGAGGCCCUAUCUAACUGCCUUUCCUUCUGAAGGGAAUGUUUUUUUUUUCUGAGAUACAAUAAAAAUGAGCCACGUUGUGUUUUAAGCUUGUCCAA
Aethalodelphis obliquidens (Pacific white-sided dolphin) is the source of this 5821-nucleotide messenger RNA. It is a transcript of the gene ADORA2A, whose product is annotated as adenosine A2a receptor. The record is from RefSeq and is a predicted model, not a curated record. Bases 3784 to 5010 code for a protein of 408 amino acids. The transcript has 3 exons. Gene Ontology annotation, biological process: adenylate cyclase-activating G protein-coupled receptor signaling pathway; G protein-coupled adenosine receptor signaling pathway. Gene Ontology annotation, molecular function: G protein-coupled adenosine receptor activity. Gene Ontology annotation, cellular component: plasma membrane. NCBI's taxonomy places the organism in Eukaryota, Metazoa, Chordata, Mammalia, Artiodactyla, Delphinidae.